ACAGCACCAGCAGCAACACUCACUCAAACUAUGGCAGAGACUCAUCUUCAAGGAGUGGAAAUUUCAGCUUCUCAGUUUCUAGAAAUCUGGCAUCAUUAUGAUUCAGACGGGAACGGUUUUAUUGAAGGCACAGAGCUGCAGAACUUUAUAGAGGAGCUUCUGCAAGCAAGGAGGAAGGCAGGACUGGAGUUAUCAGAUAAAAUGAAAGCCUUUGUGGACCAGUAUGGACAGAAUAGUGAUGCAAAAAUUGGCAUAGUAGAGCUUGCUCAGAUAUUGCCAACUGAAGAGAAUUUUUUGUUAUUCUUCAGACAGCAGUUGAAGUCAAGUGAAGAGUUCAUGCAGACAUGGAGAAGAUAUGAUACUGAUCACAGUGGUUUCAUAGAAACUGAUGAGCUUAAGAAUUUUCUUAAAGAUUUAUUAAAGAAGGCAAACAAACCUUUUGAAGACUCAAAAUUAGAUGAAUAUACGCAUACAAUGCUCAGAAUGUUUGAUACCAAUAACGAUGGAAAACUUGGACUUACAGAAAUGGCAAGGUUGCUCCCUGUACAAGAGAAUUUUCUACUAAAAUUUCAGGGAGUCAAAAUGUGUGGAAAAGAAUUCAAUAAAGUUUUUGAGUUAUUUGACAAGGAUGGCAGCGGAUACAUAGAUGAAAAUGAAUUGGAUGCCUUGCUGAAAGAUCUUUGUGAAAAGAAUAAAAAGGACCUCGACAUUAACAGUCUUCCAACAUACAAGAAAGGCAUCAUGGCCUUGUCAGAUGGGGGAAAGCUUUACAGAACAGAACUGUCUCUAGUUCUCUGCGCUGAUGAGAACUAGCAACUCCAAAUCCUUCCCACCAAUAAUAGCUCUACACUGUAUCUACUGUGCACUAUGAGGAAUUAGGUCCAAUGCUCUUUUUUUAUCUGUAAAUCUAACUGCAUAUAGAUUAUUAGCCAGAAUGUGCUGCCUUUUUUUUUUCUUUUUUCAUUAUUUUUCUUUUUGGUUUGUUUCUAUACUGUUUGUAAUGUACAGUUUUUGUAACUAUAUGAGAACACAGAAUUGUCUAUGUUUAGAAGCAGAAAGAAUAUUGGAAAAAAAUCAUUUAUAUCCUAAAUAUGAUCAAGAUAAUCUUAUGGGGAAAUUAUGCUUUGAUCACAUCCAUUUAGAAAGAUAUAUUCUAAACAGUUAUAAAUGACAAAAUGAUAUAAUAAUAUUCUAUUACAAUUGUACAUCUUGGUGAUUUAUUAACAAUGUAGCAAGUCACUGAACUUUAUUUUAUAUAAAACCUCCCUAAAGAUAUGUUUAAAUAUUGCAAAGCAAAUUGCAUCAUAUAGUAUCUAUUUUAAAUUAAUUCUACUUACAAUUCUAUAUAGGACCGUAUAAAUAAAAAUGAAUAUUAACAAAUUUGCCUAUUUUAAGAAUGAAAAUAUGUAACAGCAAUCCUUAUACAAACCUUUGUAUUCAGUAUAGUAAGCAAUUUCAGAUUAUGCAUGUUAAACUUGUUUUGAAGCCGGAAUGUAAGCACUUUUACUAUCUCACUUAAUAUGAUUAUAGGAGUAUUGACCUGUAAUUCUGCCUGGUACGUAUUUUUACAAUUUGGUUCUAUGAUGUGAAAGCAAAAGAAUAUUUGUACCAAUGCAAGAGCAGGCUGGUUGAUAUAUGGUACCACUGAUAUCUAUAACACAUGAAUAUUCCAAUAAACUAAAAUACUGUAAAGAUAUCUCAUACAAAUGACAAGCAUCAAUAUAUUUUCUCAAUUACUUCCACUGAUUUGCAAAUUGUAGUUACUCUACUGAACUGAUGUUUACGCACCAUGUUCUCUGUAUUCUCAAAUUAAAUGCCAUGUUCAAAACUAAA
Bombina bombina (fire-bellied toad) is the source of this 1833-nucleotide messenger RNA. It is a transcript of the gene CALB1, whose product is annotated as calbindin 1. The record is from RefSeq and is a predicted model, not a curated record. The transcript is spliced from 11 exons. Lineage: Eukaryota; Metazoa; Chordata; Amphibia; Anura; Bombinatoridae. The coding region runs from base 31 to 813 and encodes 260 amino acids. Gene Ontology annotation, cellular component: synapse; nucleus; cytosol. Gene Ontology annotation, molecular function: calcium ion binding. Gene Ontology annotation, biological process: regulation of presynaptic cytosolic calcium ion concentration; regulation of long-term synaptic potentiation.